This is a messenger RNA of Cloeon dipterum, 1473 nucleotides long. Its product is annotated as putative ankyrin repeat protein RF_0381. Gene Ontology annotation, biological process: regulation of barbed-end actin filament capping. Gene Ontology annotation, molecular function: protein binding. Gene Ontology annotation, cellular component: cytoplasm; nucleus. Bases 1 to 1473 code for a protein of 490 amino acids. The transcript has a single exon. Lineage: Eukaryota; Metazoa; Arthropoda; Insecta; Ephemeroptera; Baetidae. The record is from RefSeq and is a predicted model, not a curated record.
AUGAAGCUGAGAUACGUUGAAGAGAACAAAGGUGUGAUACCCGCUCUCCAUUUCGCGGCUCGGGUGUCCGAUGUUGACGUUUGUCGACGCCUCGUGGAGCAGGGCGCCGACGUCAUGGAGAAAUACGGCGUUCAAGACGCCACUCCCCUGCACUACGCCGCCAUGAACGCAGCCAAUGGCUAUAGUCUGAUCGACUUCUUCCUUGAAAAAGGGUGCGACAUUCAAGCAAGAGAUGCUCGUCAUGAUCGAGCAAUCGAAUAUGCCAUCCGAGUUGGAAACUACAAGCUUGCAAUGCAAAUACAUAUGCACUUCCGGAAACGCUAUUUUGGAGAAGCAACUAUUGUUGGUGCUCUACAAAUUGCCAUUUUAAAUAAAAGCUUGGAUUUCGCGAAAUUCGUCUACAAUAAUAAGAGACAAGAACUAUUGAGCGAACGACCAUGUUAUUUUAGCAUCCUGGAAAUGGCGUGUGUAGAUGGAGAUCUGGAGAUGUUCAAGUGGCUGCUGGAAGAAGUCAAAAUUGACGUCAACCAGUUCGAGGAUAAAGACUGGAAAUACCAGAUUCUUGAAACCGUUGCCAGGAACGAGUCAUGUGAAACUAGUGAGAUUAUUCGAUACUUGUCCUCAAGGUUCGAAUUCACCGCUGAUGAACAAAGCAAGGCCUAUAGGGAUGCUUUUUAUUAUAAAAUAGUAAAUGAAGAUCAUCAAAUCUUCUUUGCCAAAGACGCAGAAGAGUUGUUCAAGGGAUUUGCCGACACAAAGAUCCAAUAUGAAGGCGUUAAUUGGCUGCAGUAUUGUGUGUCAUGGGGCAAUCUAGAUGCUGCGAAAUUUGUGCAUGGAAAAGACGGAGAACUCAUCAAUGAGAUCGAUGAAAAGGGAGCGACGAUUCUCCAUCGCGCAGCGAGGCAUGGAAAAGUCGAAAUGUGUCAGUGGAUGAUUGACCAGGGCCAAGACAUCAACGCCUUGAACCAAAAAACCGGUGCCAACUUCCUCCAUUAUGCUGCUCAGAACCCCGCCGAUGGGAAAAACAUCAUCAAAACAUUUGGAGAGAACCUUCGUGGAUACGUGAACCAAAGAGACGUAAAUGACUUCACUCCACUUCAUUUUGCCAUGCUCGACGAAGAAUAUUUCGAAAAGAGUGUUGCAGAGGCUUUGCUUGAACUUGGAGCCGAUUUGAGCGCGAAAAAGGAAGGUCACAAUUUGCUUCACUUGUGCAUUGUUACGGGCGAUUUGGAACGUGUCAUAUUCGUGCACUUCAAAGACAAAAAUCUGAUCAAGGAAAGGGGAGGGGGAGGAAAAACCACACUUCACAUUGCUGCUGACCACUACCAUUAUGGAGAUAUAUGCGCAUGGCUUGUGGAAGAGGGGUUGGAUCCCGAAGAAGUCACCGUCGGAGGAAAAACAGUGCUUGAAUCAACUUCCAAUGAGAACGCCAAGUGGUUCCUCAAUGCAAUCAAGAAAUAUACUUUUUUCUAG